AUUACAUAUCACGCUUCUAAAAAUCUUUGAUGUUAAAAGAGGGUAGACUAGUUCGGGGACAACAAAAAGAAAGUAAUUUCAAACCUGAAACCCGACCCAUUUUAUUGACGGCCAUUUUCUCUCUCCACUACUGUACUCUACUCUACUCUUCUAAUUCUCUCUCCGGUCGACGCUGCUUCAUUCCCGUCGUUGUUGUCACCGCCGACAACAGAAUGGGUAGUGGCAGUCAGUAUGAGAUAGAUGUGGGUGAUGGCCCUGAAGAAGAACCUGGGCUUGAAGAGACUGAUACACCUUCUCCUGUAACCGAGGAAGACCAAAAUCAAAGUAGCUCACAAGGAAAUGGUAAUGUGAAAUUCAACGGGAAUGGGAAUGAGAAUGUACACUCCUCUAAGCGAGGACAUGACAGCGAGGAGCAGGAAACAGGUGUAGGAUCUGAUAACAAGACCCAAAAUGGUGGUGGCUCAACUGAGUCCAGUACCCCUCGAUCUUCCUCAGGGAGAUUGUUGAUUAAAACCUAUCAUGAUGCAACUGGAGGGCGCUCUAACAAUGGUGUCAAGAGAUUAAAGAUGAUUGAAGAUGACGAGGAGGCUGGAACUAAAGAAGAACAAGCUGAGUUCAUAAAUGAGCUGAUAGCCUUCUAUAAGGGUAGAUGUAUGGAAUUCAAACCACCCAAGUUUUAUGGGGAGCCUUUGAACUGCUUGAAGUUAUGGAGAGCUGUGGUUCAGUUGGGUGGAUAUGACAGGGUUACUACGUACAAGCUGUGGCGGCAAGUUGGGGAAUCUUUCCAUCCGCCAAAGACAUGUACUACAAUUUCUUGGACAUUCAGGAUUUUUUAUGAAAAGGCGCUUCUGGAUUACGAAAAGCACAAAAGAGAGAUAGGUGAGGUUGAAUUUCCAGAAGUCACCAUCCCUGAUUCUACUUCGGUUGAAAAUGAGGGAAAUGCUUAUCAGACCGGUUCAGGAAGGGUGAGAAGGGACGCUGCUGCUCGUGCAAUGCAGGGUUGGCAUGCUCAAAGAGAUUUUGGCUUAGGAGAAGUAGGCGAGCCGAUUAUCAAGGAUAAGAGCAUCAAUUCUUCACAAAAGCGAGAAAAGAAUCUAAAAAACAUUGGUACGAAGCAGAAGAAACCAAGUAAUCUGGAGCUUGUAGAACAUGAAAUUCCUGAAGCAAACAAACAGUCAGUGUCAACAGUAAUGGAUGUUGGGCCUCCGGCUGAUUGGGUGAAAAUCAAUGUCAGAGAAAGUAAAGAUUGCUUUGAGGUUUAUGCUUUAGUUCCUGGGCUCCUUCGAGAGGAGGUUCGCGUUCAGUCGGAUCCUGCUGGACGUCUGGUCAUCACUGGUCAGCCAGAGCAGCUUGACAAUCCUUGGGGCAUCACACCGUUUAGGAAGGUUGUUAUCUUUCCAAUGAGGAUAGAUCCUCUACAUACAUCAGCUGUUGUAAGCUUGCAUGGCAGGCUGUUCGUUCGUGUUCCUUUUGAUCGAUCAAACAUCUGAGCUGGCCAUCUACAUGUAGAUUCGUGUGAUUGUAGUUUUCUUGGGAGGUAAAAAGGAGCAGAAACUGCUGACUUUUCUUGGCAAGAUUAUCGGAAUUAGAGAGAAGUUGACUAAUUAGUUGUUUUUAGGUUAGGAUUGCAAAAUUAUGGGACGAUUUCGUAGUUCUUUCCUUCAACUCCAUAGCUGUGCCUGUAACUGUAUGGAAUACUGACAUUGUAGAGUGCAACUUUCCAUUUUGUAAAUUUGAUUAGUUUUCAAUGAAUUUUCUACAAUGUUGUAAUCUUUGUCAACUUCUUUUAGAUUGCAGAAGCAAUGCUGGCUUAAAUGCCCUCUUAACUUAAA
Molecule: messenger RNA, 1832 nt
Organism: Amaranthus tricolor (Joseph's coat)
Lineage: Eukaryota; Viridiplantae; Streptophyta; Magnoliopsida; Caryophyllales; Amaranthaceae
Product: AT-rich interactive domain-containing protein 5-like
Exons: 14
Coding region: 30-1490 (486 amino acids)
Biological process (GO): regulation of transcription by RNA polymerase II
Cellular component (GO): nucleus
Molecular function (GO): DNA binding
Source: RefSeq, a predicted model, not a curated record